AUGAGCCGCCACCUUUGCUCGCCGGUGCCCCCGCUGGAAAACGAUGACAUCCUGGAGGAGAUCCUCCUCCGCCUACCCCCGCAGCCUUCCUCCCUCCCCCGAGCCUCCCUCGUAAGCAAGAGCUGGCGAAGCAUCAUCUCCGACCCUCAAUUCCUCGGCCGCUUCCGCAAGCACCACCAGAAACAGCCUUUGCUCGGCUUCUUCUCAGGGCAUGUUAGCAAAACACCCAUCUUCACUCCGGCCCUUGACUCGCCUGACCGCAUCCCUGCCGCCCGCUUCCCCGUGCCGCACGGUCGUGCCCCCCAUGAGCACUGGCGCUUCAUGGGAUGCCGCCACGGCCUCGCCGUCCUGAUCAAUGACUAUCAGCGCGAGGUCAUCGUGUGGGAUCCUCUCACCGGGCGGCAGCGCCGCGUGCCUUUUCCGCUAGGCUCCCACAACAACGAAAGGGGGAGUGUGUGGCAUUGGCACGCCACGGUGUUGUGCGCUGACACCAAAUAUGGGCAUGUGCACGGUGAUUGCUUCUCGAGCCCGUUUAAAUUGGUGUUGGUGUGCAAUGGAUACAAGCAAUCGUCCAAGCAAUCGUUCGCUUGCCUCUAUGAAUCGGUGUCUGGUGUAUGGGGAAAUAUUGUCUCAACGGUGACCACUUAUGAGAUUCAUCCAAUAUGUCCCAACAUCCUUGUCGGGAAUUUGCUUUACUGGUCGCUUUGGGCAGGUGAUAGCCUCGUGUUUGAUACUAAAAAACGAACCCUUGGUGUGAUCCAGAAACCGGCAGACGCUCGUAUUACCGGCUUCCGGUCCUUUCAGCUCUUGCGGACAAGUGAUGAUAGUGGCCUUGGCCUUGCAGUGAUAUCGAACUUGUGCAUCCUGUUAUGGAAGAGACAAUCACAAUGCGAUGGUGUUGCCGGAUGGGUCCUGCUGCAGAAAUCCAUUCAACUAGAGGGCCUUUUCCCACCGGGAGAACCUUACCUCUACAAGGAGGUGAGGGUGGCAGGGUAUGAUGAAGACUCAAAUGUGAUUGUUCUCUCUACAUAUGCUGGAGACUUCAUGCUCCAACUUGACUUGACAUGGUUUAGAACUAUUUCUGAAAGAGGAGAUUGCUGGAGCAACAAGAUCCAUUAUCCGUACAGAAAUUUCUAUAAAGCAGGUGUUAUUAUAAUUUUGUGA
Molecule: messenger RNA, 1164 nt
Organism: Lolium rigidum
Lineage: Eukaryota; Viridiplantae; Streptophyta; Magnoliopsida; Poales; Poaceae
Exons: 2
Coding region: 1-1164 (387 amino acids)
Molecular function (GO): protein binding
Source: RefSeq, a predicted model, not a curated record